CUGUUAUGCUCUUAGUAGGAUACAGCAGGCUAAGCCAGUGGCAUUGCUAGCUUCUGUAUCCUGUCUGCCUGGUACCAAAGAUGGUCUCAGUCAGCUUACUGAAAAUAGGCCUGGGUUGGGGAAAGGUAGGAGUGAGCCCAGUGAAGGCAGCAUUGAGCCUGAUCUUUUUGCACCUUUCUGGAUGAAGGGGUUAGUGGCCACCUCGGAGUCAGAGACAUUGGUCCCGAUUCGUAUCAUAAGAGAUACAGCAGCCGCUCAAUCUUUGUUGGUGGAGGGAGUACUGCCCCUCUCUGAAGAAACCUCUCCCGGUGAAAAUGCUUUAGUGCGGGGGUGUGGACUGGCUUGGUUUGAAGCCCCAUUGCAUGAUGUUUAUUUACAGUCUGGCUUGGUUACAGGCCUUGUGACGGUGGCAAUUCGCCCUGAACUUCCUUUAGAAGGUGUGGACAUGAUUCUGGGUAAUGAUUUGGCUGGUGGGGAGGUGUUCCCUAAGCCCAUUGUUGUUAACAACCCAGUUGGCUCUAGGGGUGUUAACCAAGGUGAUCCGUUAUCUCCGAUGCCAAAAGUGUUUCCUGUUUGUGUUGGGACUCGCGCUCAGUCAAGGAAGGUUGAGGACCUUUCAGACACGUUUAUUGUUCCUUGUGAAGAAACUGUCGAGAUUGUGUCUGCUGGUCCCUCUGCCACUUCUGAGUCAACUGUAGCUAAGCAGUCCACUGAUUCCAUUGUAGGUGAGACUAUUGAGGUUACAUUGUUCCACCCUGUCACCUUGGCUGAUGAGUCUGAGACUCAGUUAAAGGUUGGCAGGGAGCAGCUGAUAGAGGCUCAGAAGGCAGAUUCUUCCUUGACUAAAGGCUAGAUUCCACCGGAGGCGUACGCGCCGCGGUCACGCUGCUGAUCGCUUCCACUAUAAUCAAUGAGACCAUUUCCACCGGGCGCGCCGCGGAACGUUUCAGCAGCGUCCCAGGAGCGGCGUGCCGCUCCACGGCGCUAUCUUUCCGUCCAAUUCUAUUUUUGCCGCGAGCCGCUGCUAAACCGCGUCAAUUUCGACAGAGCAGGUCGAGCCGGGCAGGAAGUGAAAAGUAAAAGCCAUAGAGCAUCCGGUCAAUUUUCAAAAUAAAACACAAUACUCAGCUCAUGUAACUUCACAUCAACAUUAUUACGUCAUGACCGGUGGGUCUCAGAGGGUCGGCAACAUUGACGACGAGAGACCCAUCGUCGAAGUUCAGCAACAUGAAGUCAUUUAUGUACCAAAUCAUCCUUUUUAUAAGGAAAAUGUCAGAAAGGACAAAGCGUGGCAUUUAAUUGCAAUAGUUUUGGGAGUGGAAGGUGAGUACAUUAGGUUUAGAAUUAUCGCGUGAUCUCGUGAUCUCGCGUGAAUACUGGCUGGCUGGCUGGCUCGCAAGGCAGCGCUACGCUGCCGUUACGCGCCCGGUAGGAAUGGACGCAGGGCAGAGGACGCAGCCGUUCCGCGGCGCGUACGCGUCCGGUGGGAUCCCGGUGUAAGAGUGUAGCAGCAGCAUUGCCUAAAGAUGAGAUUGGUGCCUCUGGUGGUUUACUACUGGGAAGAUGGUAUUCUCAUGCGUAAGUGGGCUCCUUCAGCUGAUGAUAGUGGGUGUAAUACUGUAUAUCAGAUUGUUGUCCCUGCUGGUUACCGUGAACAGAUAUUGAGCUUAGCUCAUGAUAGUGUUUUGUCUGGUCAUCUAGGGGUAGCUAAAACUUACUAUCGUAUAUUAAAACAUUUCUUCUGGCCUGGUUUAAAAAGAGAUGUUUCAAGACACUGCCACUCGUGUCAUACAUGUCAGGUGGUUGGGAAACCAAACCAAGUGAUUCCACCGGCUCCACUUCAUCCCAUCCCUGUGAUGGGGGAGCCAUUUGAGUUGCCGUUACCGAAGUCAAAAUCUGGUCAUCAGUAUCUCCUAAAUUCCGUUUGUGACGUUUAAUUUGGAGGUUGAUGCAAGUGGGACUGGUGCUGGUGCUGUCCUGCUGCAGGAAGAUUCUUCUGGUAUCGAUCAUCCUGUUAGCUAUUGCUAUUUGCCCUAGAAUGUUAAUGCUGACAGCAUGGCUGUCAUCUUAAGGGAGGGGGUGUUACGUGUCAAUAUUUAUUUGUCUGUCCCGAUGUACGUGUCUGCCAUGUCUCUUUAAGUUACAGCCUCCUGAGUGGUGAUUGCGGGCACCUGCUUGAAGCUGUGGGUGCAGCCUAUAAAAGUGGAUCCUCCCUCCGGCUCUCGCUCUCAACUUCCUGACAGGAUCCCAGCCUUUGUUUGUGUUGUACUUCUUCUUGGUUGUAAAUAAACACCUUUUUGCAUCAUACUUAGUAUGGUGUCCGUCUAUGUGUUGUGGCCUUGAGCCGGUCGUAACAGUCGGGGUGAUUGACGAGAAGCAUGUCAGAGUCAGAGCUCCAGUACGAUCGGGAAGUGACUUCCAUAAUUACAAAGUUUUUUUUUUCAAUUGCCCUCAUGGCUGCUGCUGAUGCCAACUAUAGGUUUAUUUAUGUAGAUGUUGGCGCAUACGGGCGUGAGAGCGAUGGAGGUGUCUUGGGUCGCAGUGCCUUUGGAUCCAGACUGGCAGAGGGCGACCUCAAUCUACCCGCCCCUGCUGUCCUACCAGGCACCACAACGCCCAGUCCUUUUUUUUUCCUGGGGGAUGAGGCCUUUCCCCUACAGGUGAACCUGAUGCGUCCCUAUCCAGGUACUAACCUGCAGGAUAGGAAGCGCAUAUGCAACUACCGACAGGCCAGGGCGAGACGCGUAGUGGAGAAUCCCUUUGGCAUAUUGGCUGCGCGCUUCCAAAUUUUUGGCCGUCCAAUUGACUGCCAACCUGAAAAGGCGGUGAAGAUUGUGAAGGCGUGCGUGGCUCUACACAACUUCCUGGCAUCCACCGAACGAGCCAGAUGCAUGCCCGCCUCCUUUGUGGAUACGACCGCUGACACCGGAGAGGUCCAGCCUGGAGAGUGGAGGCAGCAUGUUGAGGGGGACCGGAAUAUGGUCGACGGACCACGGUGUUCGGUCGGCAGAGCCAGACCAUCUCAGAGAGCGGUUCCUGUCAGGGAGCUGCUGGCAGAUUAUUUUUUGUCAGAUGUUGCCGUGUUUCCCCCCCAGUACAAUGUGCUAGGAUUGGGUAUGCGCACUGACCAAUAAAUGUAUAUACAUUGGUCACUUGGAAGCACGACUUUUGAUUUAUUAGUUAUCACAUUACACAAGUUAACUAAUUUGGUUUACGUCAAACUCAUUAAUUCAUAUCCAUAUAAAAUGUUUAUACAACGAGCUACUGCCUUGACAGAUGAAUGAAUUAUUUAAGUGUAGGCCUAUAGCCAAAGCUAUAGCGCAUAAUGUCCACAGAAAUUAUAUGGUAGGAAACAUUUGAGAAAAGGGGUUUAUUUAUCAAAUACAGAAACUUGACCCACCAUACACGCACACGUUUUUCAUUCACUCAAGCUUUCAAAUUUCAUUCACUCAAAGAGGCUACUGAACUUAUGUUUCACACAGAACAUGAACACUUAUGUUUCACACAGAACGUGAACACAAAACAUUACGUAAUUAAUUCAAACACUAAAACAAAUAAGGCCAGUAAUAGAACGAAUAUCGGGCGACAAGAAGAUCAUUAAAAUGGCUCAUAAUCAUGCAUCAGCUGUUUGAUGUCGCGCACCAAAUAGCACUUUGCCCUUGUGGAAGGGUUCGCAUAAAUUGGCACAGGUAAUUAGUAAGAGACGUGAAUGUCAUUCUUAUCACGUUCCCUCAUCCUCUCUCUCUCCCGCUCUUCCACCCUUUCUCUCGCCUUCUCCAUCUCCUCUCUUUCCUGCCGAAUUUCCUGCAGCCUAUCGAGGAGGGCAGUCUCGCAUGGAUCCAUAUUCGGCCUGACUCUUUUUCUCUUUCUUUUACCUCCACAGGAGGCUGAUGAUGUCGGGGUAGGGGGAUGAGAUGGUGGGGUAACUGACUGAGAAACUGUCGAAGCCACUGCAGUCGGGGUGGUGGGAGGGUGGGGUGGAAGAAGGGAAGAGGUAGAGGUAGAAGCCAUCAGAGUGGUGGGAGGGUGAGAUGUGGAAGAGGUAGAGGUUAGAGGGUUAGAUAGAAGUUGAAAUUGGGAUAGGGAUGAGGCGGGGUUGAGGGUUGACAGAGGUGCCUGAUCUGCCUGAUAAACCUGCAAAUUAGGCCUAGGCCUUUCCUCCUCCUCAUCAUCGUCUCCCUUGCCUGCCUACAGAAAGACACCUGUUUUCAAACAUCCUGACCAAGUGAAUAGCCUACCAUUUCAAAAUACAUUGAAAACAUAGUCUCUCUCUUUCUCUCCACACACACACACACACACACACGUUGAUCAUGCCUACAUACCGGAAAAUUAGACUCUGUUAACAUGUGCCUGAUGAACUCGCUCAACCAGCUAAGUUGGGUCACGACUUUUGGAUAGCCGAACGUUAUUUGCCCUGCACCACUACUGCACGCUACCUCCCACUUUUUAUGCGCUCUUCCGUAUUUGUCCCGGACAGCUUUCCAGUUCGUUUUCACUUUAACAACAGAUUUUCCCAUUGCACUUGCAACCUCCCUCCAUGCAUUCUCCAAAGCAAUCUUGUUGGAAUGUAAUAGUGAAGAAGUAUCAUAUAAAUGCUUAUAUAAUCGUAUUUGCUCGCACAGUUCUUCCUCUUCGCCCGCCAUUUUAUUAAAAUUUUCUUCUGUGAUUAUAACCUAUAGUUGAAAUAAUAAUGUAUCAAAAAUUAGGACGACGCAUUUUGCUAAGAGUCAUCACAUCGGGGGCAGUUGCAGUGGGCGCAGCAGGGGCCGGAGCAGGGAGAUGAGGGAGGGAGGAUCCCUUCCUGCUUCUGGUGAG
This is a messenger RNA of Gadus chalcogrammus (walleye pollock), 4815 nucleotides long. RefSeq lists its product as uncharacterized. The coding region runs from base 2379 to 3134 and encodes 251 amino acids. NCBI's taxonomy places the organism in Eukaryota, Metazoa, Chordata, Actinopteri, Gadiformes, Gadidae. The transcript is spliced from 2 exons. The record is from RefSeq and is a predicted model, not a curated record.